UACUUCUCUUUCUCCCCUUUCUCUGUGCUAUCAAAUUCCAGCUAAUGAGAUCGCACCCAAAUACAAACAAAACAAAGAAUCUCAACGCGGAAACCCUAAAUCAACAUUAAAAUUCUCGAGAGAUCCUUGUCUUCGAAUCGCGACCCCUUUCGAAAAUCAAACCGUUUGGAGUUCCGGUUAGGUGUUCAGGCUCGUGAUCGAGUUUUGGUCGAAAUUAGGGAAAAAGUCGUCUUUCCUUUGCUGGGCUUUAAGGUGUCGUGGAAAAUGGUUGGGAGAAACCUUUGGCCUUGGAAUAAAAGAAAAUUACGUUUUCGAGCUUGGUAAUUACUUUUUUUGGGGGGGGUGAGAUUUACCCUUUUUUAUUUGAAUUUUUCUCGUUGAAUGAUUUCAUUAGGGAGUAACGAUGCGAGGAAGGGGCUAGGGUUAGAGUUUGGUGGAAGAAAAAUGGAAGAGGCUGAGCUUGAGGAAGGAGAGGCUUGCUCCUAUAAUAACAUUAACGAUGAUUAUGAUGCGUCCACUGAUCCCAAGGCUGAUUUAUCUUCUCUCGCUUACAUAGAUGAGAAAAUUCAACAUGUUUUGGGACAUCUUCAAAAAGAUUUUGAAGGUGGAGUUUCUGCAGAGAAUCUGGGGGCAAAGUUUGGUGGUUAUGGAUCAUUCUUACCGACUUAUACACGUUCACCUAGCUGGCCUCAUCCAAAGAGCCCAUCAAGUCAGGGCUGCAAUGCAUCCAGAUCUCCAAAAAGCAUGGCAUUGGAGGAUGUCCAUCAUAACUCGACGUAUUGGGCAAGUGGUUCACAGACACGGAAUGCUGGACCACCACCUAUAAAUUUUGGAACCCUCCCUGCUUUGAAGGCGUCGUCUGCGAAUGAUUCAAUUGAACAAGUGGUCAGCAUAACACCUGGUGGUGCUGAUGAGCUUGCCUCUAGGUGCGAACCUGCAAACAAGAAAGCUGCCAAUAUGCCAGACCAGAAAAUAUUGAAGGUGCGAAUCAAAGUGGGGUCAGACAACUUAUCCACAAAAAAGAAUGCUGCAAUCUACAGUGGUCUUGGCCUUGAUGUCUCACCAUCUUCCUCCUUAGAUGAGAGCCCUUCAGGAAGUAAAGGGAUGUAUCAAGAGACUCAAGGGCCAUUGUUUGAAUCUCCAACCAGUAUUCUUCGAUUUAUGACUUCCUUCCCAGUAGCUGGCGAGGCACUACUAUCACCUCUCCCGGAUCAUCUUCUUAACUUGAUUGUAAAGGAAAAAGUUCCAAAAGAGAAUGAAUCUGAUUCUGGAAAUGGUGAUGAAAUAUUGUUGGAGGCAAGAAAGCGAAGUCGGUGGGGAAAAAUGAUUUUCCUGCAGAAAGGAAGAGUAACAAUAACAGGGAAAAGGAAUGACAUUGGUGCUGUGUCAAAGAAGGAAGUAGAUAUCGAUGAUGUAGCUGAGGAGUUGGUGGAGUCAAGAUUUGUCCAAGAGAUUGGCCUGGAGAGUCCAAGGGCUGGCUUAGCUCGAAAGGUUUUGGAGGAACAAAAGACAAGUCCUUUGGGUGAUAUUUCAGGUUGUGUGAAAAAAUGUGGGUAUAAUAAUGCAGAAAAAACUUAUUAUUCUGUCAAAGCUGACGCUAAUACCCUCAAAGGUAGCAAAGCUCUAGAUAGUGAAGUGGUAGAUCCUCCCAAUCAGGCCAUCCAGAGAGUUACGCAUGAGCAAGCCAAUAUGAAGUUGCCUUCUGCAAGGGAGCAUGCCUCGUCUGGUGGAAAAAGAAAAUCGAAAGGUAGUCACAGUAAUGGUGGUUUAGAUGCCGAGGGAGCAAAAGAAAGCUCGAGGGUGGGUUCGUCUUUGUUGCCGAAUAAUAAGCAGACUGUUUAUGUGAACAGUGAUACUAACAAAAAGGAAAUAGGGGGCAAAAAACUUGAGAGUUCAUUUCAAAAGGCUGAAGAUAUGUAUAGAGAUGUCUUUGGAGAUAUCGGAGAAUCAGAACAAGAAGAGAACCAAGCAAAUUCUUUGGAAAUUCUUUCUAAAGAUCGGCCGAAGAUAGCUGAUAAGAUUGAAAAAAGCACAUCGGCCAUAAACAAUGGACGUGGUGAUAGACUAAGUGGUAAGAAAAUUGAGGGUGUAAGUGUAUUUGCAACUGGAUCGUGCCCCAGAGCAACUAUGGGUGCACAUUCUAACUCUGCUGAUAAGAAUGUUUCUGGAACUUCCCUUGCAACUGCUUCUCCUGUAUUGAUAAAAGAAAAUUGGGUUUGUUGUGAUAAAUGCCAAAAGUGGCGCCUUCUCCCAAUAAUCAUAAACCCGUUUGACUUACCUGAGAAGUGGUUGUGCAGCAUGCUUAACUGGCUGCCUGCAAUGAAUAGCUGCAGUGUUGAGGAGGAAGAAACUACAAAAGCUGUUUUUGCAUUGUAUCAUGUUCCUGCUGUAGAGAGUCAAACUAAUCUGCAAAGUAAUCCUGUCAAUAUCAUGCCUAUAUCAGCCUCAUCUGAUGCCCUGCAAGCUGACCAACACCAACUAAGGCUAGGUUCACAUUCCAUGCUCCCUGGUGGAUGGAAGAAACAUGCUUUAAAGGAAAUAUCAAAUGCAACAGAUAAAGAUGGGCCGAUUUUUAUGAAGAACAUGCAGUUAUCAGUCCAAUCUGGAAGCCUGACUGAUGUGUCUCGAUCUCCUGUUGUUGGGGAGCCAGCUCUAAAGCCUCUAAUUAAAUGUGAUUUACCUGUUGAGAAACACAAAAUUAAUCAGAAUGAGAAGCAUAAAUUGUCUGAACACAGUUGUGAUGGAGGUGAUACAAAAACUUCAAAGAUGAAAGGCAAAAGGAUCCCUGAUCAAGAUUCUUUAAGGGCCUCCAAGAAAAUUAAGGGUGAAACUUUGCAUCUUGCUGACGAAGAUUGGAUGUUUGACCAUGCUGGCAAAGUUGGGCCUAGCACAUUGGAGGGAAAGGAUCAGCCUAAACACAAUCAACUUUUUUCUUAUAAGGAUUCAAAGUCUGAUAAGGACGGGCAACAGGUCCCUGACAAAAGACUAAAGGAUAAAGUUCAGGUUUCCUUAACUGAUGGUCCAUUGGAUCCAAUGAAUUGUGAUGGUGUGGAAGCUUCAAGAAAGAGGAAAGAUGAUGAACGUGCGAGUAAUCCCCUCCAGGAUAACAGCAUUUUUGUGAAGGAAGAGUUCUGUGAGAAUGAAAACAGGAGGGAAAAGAAGGCCAGGGUAUCCAAAUCUGGAGGGAAGGAUUCUUCUGCUACUAAAAGCAGUGGGAAACUAGAGAAAAAUAGUAAACAUAAACAGAAGCACCUAAGUGGGCAAGAUCUAGGUAGUUCUCUGUCUCAACGGGACUUAGAUGGUAAGGAUUCAUUGAAAACAAUGAAAAGGGAUUCGGGAUCUGCCCAACCUUCUUUAGCUUCUACCUCAAGCUCAUCUAAGGUUUCUUGUUCAAAUAAAUCAAAACCUGGCUUCCAUGAAACAAAAGGCUCAUCAGUAGAAUCAGUUUCCUCAUCUCCCAUGAGAAUUCCUAAUCUUGAUAAACUUCCAUUGACAAGGAACGUUGCAGGGAAAGAUGAGUACUGUGAUACUGACCUUUUUGCUUUAGAUUGUCCUAGAAGAUGUUCAGAUGGUGAAGAUAAUGGUAAGAAUGACAAGUCAGGGACAGUAAGGAAGGAAAAUACUUCAGCUGCAGCACGACUUGAUAGUCAGGAUAAGGAUGGUGAUCAAUUAGGUAGUAGUAAAGCUAAGGCACCAAUUAAACCUUCCCCUGAUACCGGAAAAUGGCAGUUUGUGAAUGGCGCUGAUGAUUAUUUAGGCCAAGAGGUCCAAUUUUCUGGUAAAUCAACGACAAUAAAUGAACACCAGGAUGAGGAAGACUAUGGCACUGCCAAUGUCUCUCAUCCAAGAAAAUCAGGCAAAGGGUCUUCACGGUCAAAGGACAAGAGUUGUAAUUUUAAAUCUGGUUUUGUUGAUGUACAACAAGAUCAUGUGCCUUCAUAUGACAUGAAACCUAGGGACUGUAGAAAUCAAUUUCUGGAGAGCACUGGAGUGAAACCUAAUGAAAUUGAGAAAAGAUUUGUCGAAAAUAAAGAACCUUUGGGGAAAUUGUCUGGUGAGAUUGGUAAAAGAGAGAAUCAAUCAAAUGGUCGGUCAGAUGCUAAACUGCUUGCCACUGGAGGUCAAGAAGAAGAAUAUACAAAGAGGUUUCACUCUAAAAACGCUGAUCAUGCAGAAAUUGCUUCUGAGAGAGGGAAAUCACUAUCACUACCACCCUCUGGAGGAACUCAAAAUGAGAUGCUGACUCGUCAUCCCAAUGCCCUUUCUGGGUCCCAAAAGGGAAAUGGAUCUGGUGGGUCUCAAGCUCAUGAUGCACUCAAGGUACAGAGACAAAUAAAGAAAGCUGAUUGUCAAAGUGGGAGUCAGCAGAAUAAUUCUAGACAUACUACAGCAGGUGGACGUAUCGGGGAUGUUGGUGCCCCUAGUCCAAUGAGAAAGGAUUCCUCAAGUCAGGCAGCUACCAAUGCCUUGAAGGAGGCUAAAGAUCUAAAGCACCUGGCUGAUCGUAUGAAGAAUUCUGGAUCAAAUGCGGAGAGCACAGCACUUUACUUCCAGGCAGCACUGAAGUUUCUUCAUAGUGCUUCUCUACUAGAAUCUUGCAACAAUGAGAGUAUCAAACAUGUGGAAAUUUAUAGUAGCACUGCAAAACUAUGCGAGUUUUGUGCCCAUGAAUAUGAGAGAUUGAAGGAAAUGGCUGCUGCUUCUUUGGCCUACAAGUGUAUGGAGGUGGCUUAUAUGAGAGUUAUCAAUUCCUGUCAUGCCAAUGCUAGUAGAGAUCGGCAUGAGUUGCAGGCAGCUUUACAAAUGAUUCCUCCUGGUGAGUCUCUUGCUUCUGAUGUUGAUAACAACCAACCAACAUCAGCAGACAAGGCUGCUUUUCCAAAAGGUGUUAGUUCUUCCCAGAUUGCCAAAAGUUAUGUUAUUUCUUCUCGAAACCGUCCUAACUUUGUUCGGUUGCUGAAUUUUACACAGGAUGUAAAUCAUGCAAUGGAAGCUUCAAGGAAAUCACGAGCUACUCUUGCGGCUGCCAGUUCAAGUUUGGAAGGGGCUAAAAGUGGGGAGGCUAUAUCAUCUGUGAAGAAAGCUCUUGAUUUUAGCUUCCAAGAUGUAGAGGGAGUGCUACGUUUGAUACGAGUGGCAAUGGAAGCUAUUAGCCACUAAGGAAAAAUCUGGUCGGUAAGGAUGGUUGUGUACUGGCAGGAAAUUUUGUUUUGAUGGUUUAUCCUAGGCUAUGAAGAUCUAGAUCUGACAAAGAAGAGGGGUGGGCAACUUCUUCCUGCUUUGAUCUUGAACACUUUCCAAGCUUGCAAGGGCUUUUUUAACACUCACUGUACAUGUGUGCUAUACAAGACAAAUCUGGGAUUUUCAGUACAUUUUUUCACAAGCUUCAACUGCUUUCUGACAUGGAACAAGCUUUAAUUUCCUUCUUGAGAUGGUAUUUAGGAUACAGGAUUAAUAAGGUUUAUAUGCAAGAUCGAUCUAAGCUGUAUAAAUUAUACUAAAAAAGAAGUGUUUGAAGAAAUAAUUGUGUAAAUAUGGAGAUGACAAUUGUAGAUUGAGGUGGAUUGGUAGAAUUUUGUGCUCAUUGUUCCCCAACGGCUGUUUUAGUUCACCUGACAUAAAUUUAUCCAUGCUAUAAUAGUUAGAGACCUAUUUAGCACAAUACUGGAAUAUGCAGCAGCGCUUGUUUUCUCAGUUCAGACACUAUGAAGCAGAGCAUUGUAGUUGGCAGUCGCAGGUCAGCUGUUGCAGUCUGUCAUUGUAUAUACUUGUGAUUGGGAGAAAAUAUAUGGGGAAAAAUUGGUGGUUUUAAAGGUGUCUGUGGAUUGUAGCAAGCAUUUUUGUCCGUGGGAGAUCAUUCUAUCAUGUUAAAGGUGGCCUUCUUGAUGCUGAUAGGUUGAAUAAGCCGCGCAGUUGCAUAAGAAGCAAGCUGGUUGUGGAUCAAAACAUUGUAGCAAAAUGGGGACUUAACCUUACCUUUAUUUCAUUGCAAACUAUCUACGCAUCUCCAGGUGUCGUUUCUAUAACAAAAUUUUGAACUUCUCACAGCUUUUCUUCUGUGUAUAUAGCAAUGACAUCUGUUUCAGCUAUUUGUCAAUAAAACUGGGGUUUUUUUUAUUAUUGU
Molecule: messenger RNA, 6124 nt
Organism: Hibiscus syriacus
Lineage: Eukaryota; Viridiplantae; Streptophyta; Magnoliopsida; Malvales; Malvaceae
Product: cysteine-tryptophan domain-containing zinc finger protein 7-like
Cellular component (GO): nucleus
Molecular function (GO): zinc ion binding
Source: RefSeq, a predicted model, not a curated record